Messenger RNA from Caenorhabditis remanei, 492 nucleotides. RefSeq lists its product as uncharacterized. The coding region runs from base 1 to 492 and encodes 163 amino acids. The transcript has 4 exons. The record is from RefSeq and is a predicted model, not a curated record. NCBI's taxonomy places the organism in Eukaryota, Metazoa, Nematoda, Chromadorea, Rhabditida, Rhabditidae.
AUGAACUGGUUCAUAAUCCUUUCUUUAUUUUGCAUUUUGAAUUUCCAAGAAUGUCACUGCUGUUUGAAAUCGAAAAGGAGCGCAGAUUAUUGCGAGUGCUCCGAUAUUAUUGAUUUGUUGGAUGAAUAUGCAGAUAGAGCUAAUAUACCCAUUACUGAGAAAGUUGGCUGCGUUAGAAAUAUUACUUGUAAUGCUGAUAUUAACACAUUUGCCGGAUUUUAUUUUAGUGCAUCGGAAAUCGUUCGCCCUGAUGGUAAUACUGAUAAUAUAGCAUAUGUGGAUAGUAUUAAUCGCCAAACUGGGGUACCAAGAGGACCUCUGAAUAUAUUUUCUUCUUUUGGAAUGUCUUGUGAGAACAAGAAAUGGUAUGUAACCAAAUAUCCUCACGGACUUAGUUAUUAUACGAAAGACUCCGAAGAAUUCAUCAGUGGUGAUUUUGAUGGAAAAAAGUCGGAAAUCGGGAAGAUUUUUUGCAAGCCUCCGGUGAUUUAG